Molecule: messenger RNA, 1002 nt
Organism: Megalops cyprinoides (Indo-Pacific tarpon)
Lineage: Eukaryota; Metazoa; Chordata; Actinopteri; Elopiformes; Megalopidae
Product: histone H2A
Exons: 1
Coding region: 67-453 (128 amino acids)
Cellular component (GO): nucleosome
Molecular function (GO): DNA binding; protein heterodimerization activity; structural constituent of chromatin
Source: RefSeq, a predicted model, not a curated record
CCUAUCGGGGGCCGUUUAACGUUGGGUAAUUGGGGAAGUCGCGUAUUGUGUCAAUAACGAAGGAAAAUGUCUGGCAGAGGUAAAACUGGUGGGAAAGCCCGUGCUAAAGCAAAGUCUCGCUCUUCUCGGGCUGGGCUGCAGUUCCCAGUAGGCCGUGUUCACAGACUGCUGCGCAAAGGUAACUAUGCAGAGCGAGUCGGCGCGGGGGCUCCUGUUUAUUUGGCUGCAGUGCUGGAAUAUCUAACCGCUGAGAUCCUUGAAUUGGCUGGCAAUGCGGCUAGAGACAACAAGAAGACCAGGAUCAUUCCCCGUCAUCUCCAGUUAGCCGUCCGCAACGACGAGGAGCUUAACAAGCUUUUAGGCGGCGUUACCAUCGCACAAGGUGGAGUGUUGCCCAAUAUCCAGGCUGUUUUAUUGCCUAAGAAAACUGAGAAGCCAGCAAAGAGCAAGUAACCAGCUAACCAGUGUCUACUCAAAUACACAUCAACCAAAGGCCCUGAAGAGCCGCCCACUUCAAUCUAAAGAGCUUUUCUUCAACUGCCUAAUGCAAGGCCGAUGUCAUUAUGGCCUAGCUCGCGAACUGGUUUUGGGGAGCCUGGAGAUGAAGACGCAUUUGUCAUUUUAAAUAGCCAGUUAACUUUCUACGUCGUGUUGCUGCGUAAACACCAUUUGCAAUUUGGACAUUUUAACGGAUUUUAAAUGUACGCCGGUGCACUUCGAGGUGAAUGUGUAUUUGAAGAACAAGGCAUGUUACAUUCACUACACCAGAAUAUCCGCCUACUUUUAGGACCCCCAAAAGGUAAUCGAACUCAAAUGGUGACGCAUCUGCGGGGCUAGUGACGCCACAAAGAAUUUGUUUAUGGACCAAUUUGAUUUUAUUUGUAACUUACUGCUGUAUAUUAACUAUUUUGUGGAAAUGUGGGAUGUGAUGUCAAUACCCGUCGAUUUAAAAUGUGUGAUAUCGAAGCAAUUGUAUUCAAAUAGUUUCAUUAAUAAAUGUUA